Molecule: messenger RNA, 4337 nt
Organism: Emys orbicularis (European pond turtle)
Lineage: Eukaryota; Metazoa; Chordata; Testudines; Emydidae
Gene: MIMS2
Product: family with sequence similarity 210 member B
Exons: 3
Coding region: 161-1045 (294 amino acids)
Cellular component (GO): mitochondrion
Source: RefSeq, a predicted model, not a curated record
GAGGGACUGCUCCAAACCGGCCUGCCGUCCUGCUCGCUAGGCAGGGGCGCUGUCUCUUUAAGGAGGAGGGUGCCUGGGUUGGCGGGGGUGGCUGUUAGUCUCUGCGGGCCUGGGCUGCUUCCCUUGCCGGGCUCGCGGGCCAAGGGGCCCUGUUCCAGCAAUGCCCUGGCUGGUGCACCUGGGCUCUCCUGCGGCGCAGCGCUCGCUGGGCUCUGGGGCGCUGCUCCAAGCUACCGCACGCAUCGUCUGGAGCAAGGUGGGCAGCGGCGGCAGCAGCCCUAGAGCAGCAGCGGGGGCCCCGCCGUUCCUAGGCGGCCAGCUGCAGGCUGUCCCCGGUGGAGGCGAAGCUAGAGGGGCUCCGCACAAGAGGCAGCAUCGACCCAGCUUCCGACAGGGGUGCAGCUGGCUCGCCCUGGGGGACCUGCGCCUGCAAAGCCCCCUCCGCCUCCUGCCCGCUGCUGCGCUGCUUGCCCCAGCUGAUCCCAGCCGCCGGGCCGGCUGUAGAGCUGCUAAGGCGGGUUAUCUGCCCCCCCACAAGGGCUUCGGCUACAAACAGCAGGUGCAAGAGGACGCAGAGUUCAGCCAUCCGCAGUCCGAGAUAACUCUGCAAGCAACUGCCAGCAACUUCCCCAGCAGCGGCAGCUCCGGGAAGGACACAAGUAGAUCCCCUGAAAAGGAAGUCACGGAUCCCAGUGAUGAAGAUGAGAAGAAACCCAACAAAUCCCAGCAGCUGAAAAAAGUUUUUAAAGAAUACGGAGCUGUAGGAGUCUCAUUCCAUAUUGGAAUUUCGUUAAUGUCUUUGGGAAUAUUCUACCUGGCUGUUUCAAGUGGUGUGGACAUGACCGCAGUUCUCCUAAAACUUGGAUUCAAUGAAGCAUUGGUGCAAUCCAAAGUGGCUGCUGGUACAAGCACAUUUGUGUUGGCCUACGCUAUUCACAAGGUGUUUGCUCCAGUCCGAAUCAGCAUUACCUUAGUUUCUGUGCCAUUCCUUGUCCGAUAUUUCCGUAAGAUUGGUUUCUUCAAACCUCCUGCCUCAAACCCAUGAUGAAAUCUUAUUGUUUAAAAAAAAAAAGUGUCAUGUUCAUAUAGCUUUUUAAAGUGCUGUGCAACUGCAGUUACCCUAUUUGGACUCAUGUUAAUAGUGAUCUCAUCUUGCCUUUUUGACUUUUCAGGUAAAUGUUUCUUUCAGGAAAAUGUUGAUAUCCACUUUCCUUUCCUUCUCUUCCCUUGAGAACUUUGUUAAAAUGGUAUCUGAAAACUCCGGCAAAUAACAUAAGCACUUACCUACCAAUGAGGAAACUGUUUAGAACGUACAUCUUAGUAUCUUUACAGCUCAGCCUUUUAGGCCUUACUUUUUUCUUGGUGAAACACACUUGCUACAGUGCAGCACUAAUUCAUAAUAGUGUAUUUCAGGAACUAAACUAAGGUUGAAUCCCCAUUUAAUUAUUCUCUGAAGCAUACUCUGUCCUAUCAUGUGACUGCCUCUUUUGAUACACAAACUCAGUGCUUAGUAUUUAUCUGCUGCCCCUUUAAAAUAAUUUGUUGCUCUGAAAAGACACUCUGGCCAUGCUGUACUUCCAUACUUCUAAGUUGUAUGGAUGCUGAGCAUCACUUAAAAGCUCAGUCUCCUGGUUGGCUAGCAGCUUGCCCUACUGGAAUUUUAUUUAUACUAGAGUGCUAUAGACUAUUUGAGUGAAAUCCUGACUUCCCUGAAGUCAAUGGAAGUUUUGUUACUGACUUCAAGGGGACCACAAUUUCAGUCUGUGGGCAUGAUCCAAAGCCCAUUGAAGUGGGUGGCAAGACUCCGAUAGGCUUCGAUGUGGUGGAUCAGGCCCUGUAUUAGCAGACAUAUCUAUAACUGGAACUGAGCUGUAGCAGGUUCUCAACCCCUGCAGAAGAAGCUCAUAUACAUUCCUGAAGUCCACAUGCUAUAAUUCUGCAGACUGUUGAGUGCAACAGCUAGUUAUGUUAGUUUAAUAUAAGAAUCAAGUAAAGACUUAAUAUGGGAGUGAUCUACACUUUUAAGACUUUAUUGCAUAGCUCACGUCAGAUACCAUUUUAAAGUGCUAUUUCCUUAGAUGUUUGAGUUGUCCAUUUGGCUUGCUGUUCACAACUCAACAUGGCAUGUUUCUACAAACUGCUGCAAUAUCUAUAAUUCAUCAAGCCAAGAAAUCUGCAGGUCUGAGCUAGCUACUAUGGGGUGUAUAUUAACUAUUUUAAUGUGAACAGAAAAAAAGCUUAGUUCUGAUCUCUGCAGUAAAUUCCAAACACUUACCAAUGUGCUACAUUGCUCUUGCACUGCAGAAGCAUUACCGUGAAGUCAAGGGUAUGUCUACACUUACCGUGGAUCGAUGCGGCGAUCGAUCUACUGGGGAUUGAUUUAGCAGGUCUAGUGAAGACCCACUAAAUCGACCACAGAUCGCUCUCCCGUCGAUUCCAGUACUCCACCAGAACGAGAAGCAUAAGGUAAGUCGAUGGGAAAGCUUCUCCUGUCGACCCAGCGCAGUGUACGCACUACAGUAAGUCAACCUAAGCUACAUCAACUCCAGCUAUAUUAUUCACAUAGCUGGAGUUGCGUAACUUAGGUCGACUUAACCCUGUAGUGUAGACCUGCCCUAAGUGAGAUUGAUUUAAAUGAGCACUUAGUAGUAGUUUUAGGCCCAAGAUUUAGAUUUUUUUUUUUUAAAUUACAAAAUGAAAUAGAAAUAUUUUCAAUAGCUUUAUCUGGAUGUUCCUCUGCAGUGUUGGGGGAAACGAACACUGCAGCAUCAUGCAAGUGAAAUGGGCUAUAAACUGAUUAGUUUAGCUUCACCCUCCAAGCUGAGGGAAGUGCAAAGAACUAAGGAUCUGUCAAAAUUGCAUUAUCAUUAACUUAUUUAUCCUUUUAAAUAAUUGGUUGAAAAUUGCUUCUUAAAUAUUUUAUUACUGUGACAAUGUUCCUAUCAUCAUGUGGAGUUUAGUAUGUAUAUAUAGCUAUGCAAUACAGAGUGCCCAAAAUAAGUUAUUGUGUACGCCUCAAGGGAUUUUGAUGACUUAGGGCUAGAUUGGCAGCUUGCAAGCUGCCCUGAGUAAGGGGCAGCAUAUAACUGCACUACCCCAGGAGCAGUGGCCAUAUUGUGACUAAGAGUUGCAGUGUGGUCCCUGCUUCCUCUUUGCUCCAUGGGAGAUGUAAGCUGUGCCAGCCUUCUUUCUAAUGUAGCUUAAAUCACCAUCUGCACCUGUUCUGCUGCUCUGGCUGGCUCACUGCCUGGCCAGGAGAGAGUUAGCUGCUCCUAGGUGGCUGCAUUCCCUCUUGUAUUGUGACCCAUGAUGCAGAUAGUUUGUGCGAGGCAAACUGGGGUGCCUCACAUCCCUGCAGUGGUGUGUAAGCUCGUUUAUGAUUGAGUCCAUAAGUAACCCUGAAAUCAACUUAUCAAGCAGAGUUUACAUUUUAUUUUAGUUUAAUUGCUGGAAUGUUUUGACUUUUUUAUUGAAAUUGCCUUCUGGUGAUGCUACUGAAUAAUGGACUUUCUGGGUAAAACUGAAAUAUCUUUAAGUAACCAUUGAAGGUGGUGGUGGGGUUGUUGCAUUGUUAACUCCUAACAGUAACUUCCCUAAUCUCCUGCAAUUUGCUAGCUGCUGAAACAUUUGGGGGCCUUUAAGGAAAUUUAGACAUUCUACUCAAGGUCGAACACUGAUUUUUUUUUUUAAAGGAAACAUUUUUGGUUUUAUUCCCUUUCCCAUAAUUAUUUCUAAUAGAGCCAUUUUCUCUGAUGGGCUCUUUCUCUCUUCAUAGAGAGUUCUCUGAUUUUGAGUACUGUUGCAGUCACUUUUUGAUAUUAAUGAUAUAGCAAGAUAUAAAAAAUUCUACUUUUUAAAGUAUUCAAAGUGUCACAUCACUUUAUUCUUUCAUUUCUAAGUAAAAUGUGUAUUUUUCUAUUAUCACUAUUAGAAGGACUGGAAUGCUACUUGUUUUUCUAUCAGUUACUUCCUGUAAUGCAGUCAUGAUUUUGUGGUUUCUGGAAACAAUGCUCACUUUAAAAAUCACCAGCAUGCCAUACACUGCUUACAUUUUAAAAGUUAAUUUCAUUUGCUGAGUGAAGUAAUUAAACUGCACUUGUCUCCUUUAAAUCAGAUUGAGACACUAUUUUUGACCUCUGAAUUAGACAAAUCUGGUUGUAAAAACUGUCAUUUGCAACCUUUGUUUAACUUUUUUGCAAUGUAUUUUAAAUCAAGAAUAUAUUUUGAAUUUCUGAAUCAUUUGUAAGCUUGAAAACAAUUAGUUUGUGAAAUAGUAGUAAAGGUCUUAUAGAAUUGUCAACACUGGUAGAAAAUACAAUAAAAUAUUUUUUCCCUUC